GUGGAAUUGUAUUUGAGGGGUUUAGCUUUUUCACCAUCGCCCUUCAUUGUCUCUCCUCCGUUUUUUCAAGUUAAGACAGAGAGAGAAGGAGAGAGAGAGAGAGAGAGAACGAGAGAGAAGGGGUUAAGAGGAAAAACCACCAAACGGCUAUAAUUGACGUUUUGAGUCUCGUAAGACAGAUAGAUAACGCUACGAAGAUCAUCUCUCUUCUGACGUUUCUGUGCGGAGAUUGUGAUCGUCAUUAGGAAGCCCGUGGUUGCUGAUUUGGGGGUUUGAACGAUCUAAAAUCUCGAACAUUUUUGUGGGAUAUAGACAGAAAUCUGCAUUUUUUUUUCUGUAAUUUGAGGGUAUAAGUCUGGUUUUUCAUCAUGCCUGAUGGGUAUUCUAGUUCGAAGAAGACGGACGAUAUAUGCGAAGACGUUUGCGGCGAGCAGGCAACCCGCGCAGCGUUGACUAUGUCAAGACUCCGAUGCAUCUUGCGAGGUCUAGAUUUGAAGACUUAUAUACUUUUGUUUGUGAUUGUGCCAACAUGUACCCUCGGUAUCUAUUUGCAUGGCCAGAAGAUUUCCUACUUCCUACGACCCCUAUGGGAAUCUCCUCCAAAGCCAUUUCAUCAUAUUCCUCACUAUUAUCACGAAAAUGUGUCAAUGGAGGCUCUUUGCAAACUUCAUGGGUGGGGAAUUCGUGACUCCCCGAGACGGGUGUUUGAUGCUGUUCUAUUCAGUAACGAACUAGACAUCCUCGAAGUCCGAUGGAAUGAAUUGUAUCCUUAUGUAACACAGUUUGUACUCCUUGAAUCAAACUCAACAUUUACUGGCUUAUCCAAGCCAUUGCUUUUUGCAAGUAAUCGAAAGCGGUUCAAAUUUGCUGAGCCUCGAUUGACUUAUGGUAUGAUUGGGGGAAGAUUCAGGAAGGGCGAGAACCCAUUCGUCGAAGAGGCUUAUCAGAGAGUAGCACUGGACCAGCUUCUAAGAAUAGCGGGUAUAGAUGAUGACGACUUGUUGAUAAUGUCUGAUGUUGAUGAGAUCCCUAGCAGUAACACAAUUAAUCUCUUGAGGUGGUGCGAUGAUAUUCCCUCUAUCCUUCAUCUUGAGUUGAGGAACUACUUAUACUCUUUUGAGUUUUAUGUAGAUAACAAGAGCUGGAGGGCUUCAGUCCACAGGUACCAGACGGGCAAGACUAGAUAUGCACAUUACCGUCAGACUGAUUAUAUAUUGUCAGAUGCAGGGUGGCACUGUAGCUUUUGCUUUCGCCACAUCAGUGAGUUCAUAUUCAAGAUGAAAGCAUACAGUCAUUACGAUCGAGUGAGGUUCUCCCAUUAUUUGAACCCCAGAAGAGUUCAAGAUGUCAUAUGCAAAGGAGCCGACCUAUUCGACAUGCUUCCCGAAGAGUAUACAUUUAAGGACAUCAUUGGGAAGUUAGGACCCAUCCCCCAUUCCUUCUCUGUGGUACAUCUUCCCGCAGCUUUGUUGAAUAAUGCUGAAAAGUACAAAUUUCUCUUGCCUGGUAACUGCAGAAGGGAGAGUGGCUGAAUUUUCAGUUUGUUUUGAAAAGUUGGGUUGCCUUUGUAAAGGUUGGAGGGUAAUGGUGUUUGUUGCACCAAAGAUGGGGCUCCAUUGGGUGCUUAGUGGAGUAUGCUUGUGGCAUUGGUACAAACAAUACCUGUUAUCCAACAAAAUCUAGGCCAUUCCUUAGGGAGAUUUUGGGAGAACUUUAUGGGACUUUGGAUUUCUUGGGGGGACUCUGUAUAUUUCUUCUUUUUAUUAUCUUUCCUGUUCUUGGUUUCUUCCUAGAUUGGCAAAUCCAUUUGCCAUGCGAGGAGUGUCUUGUGAGGGGAACAGCUAUACCGCUGGAUGGAUCGCUUUAUAGGUAUGGCAUGAUGAUCCCCAGAUUUCAUGAGUAGAAUGACAUUUCCCAGCCUUUUCCGUGCUGGGAAUUUUGUUUAUCUCUUUAGACUAAUUUAUUCAUAUAUUCUUCCAA
Malania oleifera is the source of this 1980-nucleotide messenger RNA. RefSeq lists its product as uncharacterized. Gene Ontology annotation, cellular component: membrane. Gene Ontology annotation, molecular function: beta-1,4-mannosylglycoprotein 4-beta-N-acetylglucosaminyltransferase activity. Lineage: Eukaryota; Viridiplantae; Streptophyta; Magnoliopsida; Santalales; Ximeniaceae. Gene Ontology annotation, biological process: N-acetylglucosamine metabolic process; protein N-linked glycosylation. The transcript is spliced from 2 exons. The coding region runs from base 369 to 1532 and encodes 387 amino acids. The record is from RefSeq and is a predicted model, not a curated record.